UGUCCACCUAUAUUUGAUAAUUUACUGUGUUGGGAUGAGGUACCGGCUGAUACUCUAGUUAGACAACACUGCCCUGGUUAUUACAAGGGAUUUGUCACCACAGAGUAUGCGUAUAAAAGAUGUACAGAGAAUGGUACGUGGUAUUCAUUACCCAAUAAAACCCGACCCUGGACCAAUUUUACCUUAUGUCAACCACCUAGAGGUACCUUUACAACCGGGGUAAAGGUAGAGAAGAAUCUAAGAUUAUUAUAUACCACUGGUUAUGGUUUAUCGUUAUUCUGUUUAGUUAUAGCUGUUAUUAUUAUGUUUUUCUGUAGGCAAGUUUUAACUUUUUCUCUUAUACCCUGUGCCAGUGAUUCCGGCGUCGGCUUUCAUGCCCCCUUCGUCUUUACCAGAACCAUAGCCAGAUUGCAAAGGCGUCGUUCCUCGUUGCUGACGGCCUUUCAUAACAGUCGACCCAGCUGUAAAUGGCAUUGGGAAUGUCGACUGAUCGUCAGCUUAUUUCAUUUUACUAUCUGCGCCUGUCACAUGUGGAUCUUUAUAGAGGGUUUAUAUUUAUAUAUGUUAAUACACAAACCAUUCUAUACAGGUCGGAAAGGAGUUAGUUUUUAUAUCAUCUUGGGCUGGACCCUACCAGUAUUAAAUAUCAUUCCAUGGGUAAUUGUUAAAACCACAUUAGAAAAUAUAUAUUGCUGGACGGUACAAGAAAAUGCGUAUUAUUUUUGGAUUUUAAAAGGUCCGGGAAUAAUCGUUAUUUUUGUAAACAUCUUCUUUUUUGUUGACAUCAUCAGAAUGCUGUGCAUGAGAAUGAGGUCGCGUGAUCAACAUAAUGGUCAAAGUUAUAGGUACGUAGAAAAACUGACCAAGUUCAUCCUAGUAUUAAUACCACUUUUUGGGGUCACCUAUAUCGCAUUUUACGCAGUUCAAGAGAAGGAGGGUCAUACCAAUAUACCUUAUCUAUACGCGGAAAUGACGUACAAUUCUUUUCAGGGUUUUAUUUUAUCGUUUCUCUUCUGUUUUCUCAAUGAAGACGUCCAUAAAGAACUACAGCGCGUGUGGCACAGACGUAAAAAUCGGAUGGGUGAUCACUUAAUGUUAACUCGUUCGACUUUAUUUUCAUCUUGGAAAAAGACAUCCUAUCCGCCACAUCGAGCUCAUUCUAACUUCCACUCUAGUCAGGAACAUGUCCACGAUCACAGAACUGUAGAACGACUAAUCGACCGGUCCGAUGAUCUUUAUAAACAUGCUUUAAAACGCAACGCAGUCGAGUUGGACAAAACGGACGUUUGA
Messenger RNA from Lottia gigantea (owl limpet), 1290 nucleotides. RefSeq lists its product as hypothetical. Gene Ontology annotation, cellular component: plasma membrane. The record is from RefSeq and is a predicted model, not a curated record. Gene Ontology annotation, molecular function: G protein-coupled peptide receptor activity; peptide hormone binding. Gene Ontology annotation, biological process: cell surface receptor signaling pathway; adenylate cyclase-modulating G protein-coupled receptor signaling pathway. NCBI's taxonomy places the organism in Eukaryota, Metazoa, Mollusca, Gastropoda, Lottiidae. The annotation marks the transcript as partial. The transcript is spliced from 10 exons.